Molecule: messenger RNA, 1605 nt
Organism: Penicillium samsonianum
Lineage: Eukaryota; Fungi; Ascomycota; Eurotiomycetes; Eurotiales; Aspergillaceae
Gene: zrfC
Product: putative ZIP Zinc transporter
Exons: 4
Coding region: 116-1519 (467 amino acids)
Biological process (GO): zinc ion transmembrane transport
Cellular component (GO): plasma membrane
Molecular function (GO): zinc ion transmembrane transporter activity
Source: RefSeq, a predicted model, not a curated record
CCAGGAUCCAUCGUCUGAAAACUCCUCACUUGUGACAUAUUUCUUGCAUCAAUCUUAAUCUCAAUCACAAUCCCAUCAUUAUUGUUUGCGAAAGGGGUAGAGCACCACCUUCGUCAUGCUCAUUUUCACGCCUUUCCUUAUAUCACUGGGCAUUGCCAGGGUACAUGCAGCCACAGCAACAACAUCAGCACAAACAUCAUCUGUAACUGGCUGUCAUACUCAUGGCUCAAGCAUCUACUGUAUUGAUGGAGAUGGCCACGAAGUUUUAGUUUCAGCCACAUCUACCCCUACAACCGGAGUACCAGCGCAAUACACUGGGUGUCACUCUCACGGAAGCGAGUCAUAUUGCAUGGAUGAAGAUGGAAACGAUGUCCUGAUUCAAGAAGAAGGAACGGAAGCCGAGAGCGGGUCCGAAGAGAGUCACAGUGAACAUGACCACGAGGAAUCCUCAAGCGAAGCCAAACAAAACUGCCACUUCCAUGCUGGCGUCGAACAUUGCGUGGGUGAAGGUGAAUCAGAGGAAAGCAGUGGUUCAUCGUGUGGUAUCCGAGCAAGAGACUAUGACAUCCCUCUGAGAAUUGGCACUUUGUUUGUUGUCCUUGUCACUAGUUCAAUUGGUGUCUUUGCCCCUAUUCUCCUGAUGAAACUUCCAUUUGCCUCUAUCAAUGGGGUGGUCUCGACCGUCAUCAAACAAUUCGGAACUGGCAUCAUCAUCGCCACGGGUUUCAUCCAUCUAUACACGCAUGCAAACCUCAUGUUUACCAACGAGUGCUUGGGGGAACUCGAGUACGAAGCGACUACCUCCGCGGUAGUCGUGGCGGGUAUAUUCAUUGCUUUCUUGCUGGAAUAUAUUGGCCACAGGAUUAUCGUUGCUCGCAACAGCAAGAAGAGCUCCGCCGAAAUUAUACCGUCCGAAUCCGAGUCUCAGCAAACACAGCAAAAGGGACAGCAUGACCACUCCCCGGAGCAACAGCAACAGCCCACGUUGGCUUGUCUUGGGCACAGUCACGGCUCAUUCGAUCUUACCGGACCCAACAGCAAAUUUUCGGUCAUGGUCAUGGAAGCGGGUAUACUUUUCCACAGUAUCUUGAUUGGCCUCACCCUUGUCGUUGCUGGGGACUCGUUUUACAAGACUCUUCUGGUGGUGAUUGUGUUUCAUCAAUUCUUUGAAGGGCUGGCACUCGGUGCUCGUAUUGCAACCCUACCGGGAGCUAUAUUCCCUUCCAAAGCGUCUAUGGCGGUGGCAUUUGCCUUGAUCACGCCUAUUGGUAUGGCUAUUGGGCUUGGUGUUCUUCACACCUUCAAUGGUAAUUCGAAGGGCACUUUGAUUGCACUAGGAACAUUGGACGCGCUGUCUGCUGGUAUUCUGGUGUGGGUUGGUGUCGUUGAUAUGUGGGCGCGUGACUGGGUCAUCGAGGGAGGUGAAAUGUUGGACGCGACGUUAGGAAGAGUUUUGACCGGUGGGAUCUCCUUGAUCAGUGGGCUGGUGUUGAUGGGACUGCUAGGAAAAUGGGCUUGAUCAGUUCCAUAUGUACAUGAUUAGGCUGAUCCCAAAGAGUGAGACAUAAAGCAUCAUAAGCGGCUCGCCUAGGCCGAAUUUCACCA